UUGAGUUGGAUACCAGUAGUCAUCGGAUAGACUCGACGUGGAACGGUCGUUUGGUGUUUGUUAGUUAAUAAGGGGGGAACGUGGUGUUCACGACAGAAGUCACUAUUUGUUCCUUCACUUUUGAAUAAGUGUACAAUUUUCCUUGCGUUCGCAUUAAUAUAAAAAUAAAAUAAUAAAUAAAUAUAUAUGUGUGUGUGUAUUUAUACAAAUGCAUUCAAGUCCAGCUUAAUCACUAUACAAUAUAAAGCAACAGUCCGCAAACGUUCAUAUUGGCUAGUAUAUACGUAUGUAUGUAUGAAUAUAUGUACAAGUAGCAGUUGUAGAGUGAAAAAUUUACGUUAGUACUCGCAGAAAAUGUUAUAAGUGAAUAAGAAAAUCAAAGAUAUUUUUAUGGUGGAGUUUUUCGGGUUCGGCCAAUAAAAUAGCGAAAAUUCGUACAAACACGAAACGGAAAACGGAAAAAAUAACGCAAUAGAUUCAAUUCUUGCAAUCGAGUUGGAAUCUGUAAAAUCGAAAGAAGUCAAAUUGAUAGAAGAAGAAGCACGCGAAGAAGGAAAAAGUGCGAAAUUUGUGUGUGUGAACGCGCGUGUGUUUGUGUAUAUGUGUAUACAAUUAGUGUGUGUUUGUGUGUGUGUAUAAAAGUGUAUGCGAAAAGUGAAUAGCAGAAGAAUUGUGAAAAACAGGUUUCUUAGUUGUGGCAGCGGUCGCUUAUAUAGAAGUAGCAGUAGCAACAGCAACAGCAACAGUAACAACAAAGCCAACGGCAAUAGCAAUAGCAAAGGAAGCAGCAGCAGCAGCACCGCAUAGGCAACAUUAACCAAAUCAACGAAUUGAGCAUACGAAAAGCAGAACCAAUAACAACAAUACCAAACAAACUUAAAAAUACAAAAAAUCAGUAGAAUACCCAGCAGCAGCUGAGAAAAAAAAAAGAAUUGAGCUGCGCGUUUAUGUGUAUUAAUGGUCGAAGAAGAGUGUGUGUAUCAAUAUAACUUUGACCAGAAAUAGAUACAUGCAUACAUACAUACACGCAUAUAUUUGUACAUACGCAUUUGUAUGAAUAUUCGACGAUAUUUCUCCUGUGAUAUUUAAUCAAAAAAUUUCUGUUUCCUACAACAAUUGAAAUUUAGCAAAUACUCAAACGAGUACAACCACAACAACAACAACGCUUAUAAAAAUACCACACACGAGCACUCCUUCACUCAAUACGCCAGUGUUAAUUUGUUGUUGUUGUCAUAAAAUAAUUUCGUGAGUGUGAUUCUGUGUGUGUGUUUUUUUUUGCAUUUUUGACAUGUGCUUGGCGUGUUCGAAACGGUGAUGUUGCCAAAUAAACUGGUUGUAAUCUACUGCCAACAAACGACGCAAGAACAACGUCCCAACGAUAACAGUAUCAACACCAGCAGCAACAUCAUCAACAGCAACUGCAGCAGCAACAACAACAAAAAUAGCAUAAACAGCAAUUGCAUUAGCAACAGGAACAGUCACGACAACAACAGAAGCAACAGCAACAAUAAUAACUGCGACAUUGGCAAUUGCCAACACCACAACGUGAACGACGGCAACAGCGACGCUGCCGUCGACAACGACGACGACCACGACGAGGACGAGGACUACGUCAAUGACGGCCACGCCUCAAUCAAGUAUGAAAAUUGUGUUGGUCAAGUGUGUCGUGUUAGUGGUUGCAUAUUGAGUGUGUUAACGACGUUAGCAAGUCUGCAGCAACAAGCGAGCACGCAUCCCGUUUGCGUUCCAGACCAACAACAAAAACAACCGCAACGAGUUGCACAACAAGAGCAACAACAGCAGCAGAAGCCACUGCAACAGCAAAGCCAAGAAAAGCAAAAACAUAAACAAAUACAAGCACAUAAAUAUACACAACAACAACAACGUGUUUAUAGUAGAACACUUACGAAACCACCAACAACAACCAUAAUAACGCACGCAAGUCGUACGUAUCCAUUGCCAGCAAACUUCCGUCAUUUGCCAUUCAAAGUGCGUCCAGUGAGGGCUAUUGAACUGUAUGCGAAGCAGCGGCAGAAGCAGAAGUAUUGGAAACGGAAAUUUGCAAACAUAAUUCGAAAAUAUGAAUUUAAUUAUUGUCGCCAUUGUGCUACUAAUGGCCCACAAGGAAUACAUGGCAAGCCCAACACCAUUAAAAUUACCAGGACACACACAAAAGCUCUCGCCCUAUAUACGGCACUGGGAGGCGGCGGAUUUCGAUCGUUCGCAUUUGCACUCGGCACAUCAGAAACACAUCGAACAGAAGCGUCAUCGUCGAAAAAGAGCACUGGAUUUGGGCGAAUUCGGGCCAGUGCACACAAUCAGACUGAAUUUCUUUGCUCAUGACAGAGAAUUUCGCAUGGUUCUCCAACAGAAUCCACUGUCGGUGUUUGCGGGUGAUGUUGAAAUCGAAAGCACGCAUGGACCGGUGGAUUAUGACAUUUCGAGAAUAUACACCGGCACACUAGAGGGUGAUGAGAACUCGAAUGUACAUGCCAUUCUCACCAGCGACAAUCUGCUCGAUGGCACCAUCGAAACGGUCGGUGAACACUACUAUGUGGAGCCAGCGCAUCGCUAUUCAAGCGAGUUGCCCGCAUCAGGUGUGCACAGUGUCAUUUACAAAGUCAGCGAUGUGCAAAUGCGCAAGUCGGCCGCAGCCGAGCACUGCGCCAGCGAACGACUGCGACGCGACAUGCUGCUGAACGAUCUGAAGCGACGGAAAGCGGUCACCACCGAAGCGGAAGCGUCAAAGUCGCUAGAGCGUCACAAGCGUUGGCUGCCGGAUGAGUUGGCUACAUCUAGCGAUGACCAUCAAAAUCCGCCCCUGCCAUUGGACUUGGACGUGCCCUACAACGACGACUUUAGCAUUUUUGCAGGUGGAGGCAGUCGUGGUCGCUUUCGAGAACAAGAACGCGGGAAGAACCGGGAACGGGAACGAGAUGCAGAUCGGGAUCGAGUUCGAGAUCGUGAAGAGAUCACUACAACGAAAAGUGUGACUAACAACAAUAACAAUAAGCAUGAGUUUAACUAUAAUAGGGAACAGCAACGAACUAGAUAUCAGCAAUCGGCGACGACGACGACAACCAUGACAACAACAACAUGGCGUAAUGCAGCUGCUGUUGAUAGGGAAACAACCGAUAGGUACGGCGACCUGCUGCGAAAUGUGAACAGUGCCAACAGUGAUAAUAGUGAUAACAACAGCAACAGCAAUACGCGAAGUGGCAACACUUAUGUUCCGUCCCUCAUUGUAGCGAACGCGUCCACCUAUGGUGGUGGUGUGCAGAAUCGCAACAUCCUUGUGAACAAUUACAAUCCCGGCAGUAGUUAUAGCAAUAGCAACACUAACUACAACAACAAUAAUAAUAAUAAUAAUAACAAUAACAAUGGCUUACGCAAAACCUAUGCCAAGCACAAGAAUAUCAUUGUUAGCACUUACAGCAAUAAAAACAACAACAACAAUAAUAAUAGCAGCAGCAACAACAGCAAUAAUCGUUCGUAUCCCUAUGAUUUUGUCAUCAACGGCGGUGGCAACAACAAUAACAACAAUGCAAACAGCAAUAAUGGCGUCAAUUAUAACUACAAUGACAACAACAACAAUAAUAAUCGCUUCGACACGAACAAUUUCUUUCAAACGAAUUGGUCCACUAUGUUCACCAACAACAACAACGAUCGUCCCAGUCACAAGACACACGUCGAAAUCAUAACAAAAAAUGGCGCCACCAAAAAGCCGAACAUCAUCGUGAAUAAUUACAAUCCGGACAUUAUGCUAGUGCCAAAUCCACAAAAUCCACACUUCAAUAGCAUGUUGAUGACGAAUUUGCUAAGUGGGCGUGGCCGUGAUGCUGCGUACGAGACAAAUUCGAAGGAUAGCGCACAGUCGAUGUACGAUCGCAAGAUCACGUGCAUGCUAUAUCUGCAGGCCGAUCACACAUUCUUUCAGAAGAUGGGUUCCGAUGAGGCCAGCAUUGAGGCGAUCACGCGUCAUGUGCAGCGCGCCAAUUCGAUUUACAAGAAUACGGACUUCAACAAUGAUGGCAAGCCAGAUAAUAUAACAUUCAUGAUCAAGCGCAUAAAGGUGCAUAAUAUGAACGCGGUGCGGGAUCCGAAUUAUCGAUUUCCGGGCAAUUACGGCGUGGAAAAGUUUCUGGAACUCUUUUCAGAGGAAGAUUAUGACGCCUUUUGCCUGGCAUACAUGUUUACAUAUCGAGACUUUGAGAUGGGAACGCUGGGCUUGGCAUGGACUGGUGACCUCAAAAAUGCCGGCGGCGUGUGUGAGAAGAAUGGCCACUAUCGUGGUUCUUUGAAAUCGCUGAACACAGGCAUUGUCACGCUACUAAAUUAUGGUAAACAUGUUCCUCCAGCUGUGUCGCAUGUGACAUUAGCACAUGAAAUCGGACAUAAUUUUGGAUCACCUCACGAUCCGGAACAGUGCACACCCGGCGGUGAGGAUGGUAAUUUCAUAAUGUUUGCGCGCGCCACGUCCGGUGAUAAAAAGAACAACAACAAAUUCUCACCAUGUUCACUAAAAUCCAUCGAACCCGUACUAAAUGCGAAAGCACGUAGCGCCAAAGGCUGUUUCACCGAACCGCAGGCGUCCAUUUGCGGCAAUGGCGUGGUCGAGGGUGACGAACAGUGUGACUGCGGUUGGGAGGAGGACUGCAAGGAUACAUGUUGUUUCCCGAUGUCACGUCAUCCGCGCAUCGACGAAAAGCCAUGCACUUUGACACCGCGUGCCAUGUGCAGUCCAUCGCAGGGACCAUGCUGUACGGGUGAUUGUAAAUUGAAAUUCGGCGAUAAGUGUCGCGAUGACAACGGCUGUCGCGAUCCGAGCUUCUGUAACGGUCUCGGACCGGAAUGUCCGCCAUCGGUGAACAAACCGAAUAAGACGAUAUGUAACAAAGAAUUCGUGUGUUACAUGGGUGAGUGUACGGGUAGUAUUUGUUUGGCCUACGGCCUCGAGUCAUGCCAAUGCAUACCGGGACCGACUGAUGACAAAAUUAAAUCGUGCGAAUUAUGUUGUAAAUUGCCCGGAGAGGGUAAUGCCUGUCGCAGUUCGUUUGAAUGGAAUGAGCCGCCGUUUGAUGUGCCGGAUAUGUACGCGAAGCCGGGCACGCCGUGCAACGAUUACAAUGGCUAUUGUGACGUAUUCCAAAAAUGUCGCGAAGUUGAUCCGUCAGGACCGUUAGCUACGCUACGCAAAUUGCUGUUGUCGGAGGAGAGCAUUGCCACAUUUAAGAAAUGGGUACAGCAUAAUUGGUACACAGUUGUGUUGGCGGCAUUGGGCGUAUUCGUGUUGCUGAUACUCAGCACGAAGCUGCUGGCGAAACGCUCGAAUCUGAAACUAAAAUCGGUGACCAUCAUACACAGCGCAACCACCGAAACGGUGCGUCUACCCGACGACAACAACGGCGUCAUCGUGCACACGGCCGUCCGUACAAAAGUACCGUUCAAGAAAAAGGUGCGCGGCGAGCGCAGCAACAAAAGUAAGAGCGCGCACAGAAGCGGCAGUAGUGGCAAUAUAGGCGCUGGCAAAACUAAAGGCAGCGGCAGCGGCGGCAAAGCGACGUCCUCCAAAGCAGCCGAGUUAGCGGCGAAAUCAACGCACGCGCAUAACCGUAGUGGAAAACCAAGCAAUACAGCAGCAGCAGCAACAGCUGCCGGCGCUGCUGGUGGAGAAGUUUUGGUAAAGCCAACGCGCACCAAGAAAAAUCGCGUUGGUAGUGGUGGCGGUGCGGCUGCGUUGAAGGCCACACCAGUUGCGGGAGCAUUAAACACGCCACUUGCGGCCACAGGCAGCAGCGCCAAGUUGGAGAACGAAGCGAAAGUGAAGAGUAAGCGCUUUAAGAAGCACAAUAAAGAAAUCAUCGAUUAUUCAUCGCGCGGUGGACAAGACGCGGCGAGCAUUAGCGGUAGUGGGCACACCAACACCUUCGGCAAAGUGCAGAAAUGGCUGCUGGAGUCGCCGAUUGUCGUGCAACCGCUUUCGCAUAUCGAACACUCUUCGAAAAUACGAAAAGUGAUGAGCAAAUCGCAGUCCACCCCCGAACGUCUGGUACAAAAGUCGCCGCAAAAGUCCAAGUCGGUGACGAAUCUGGUCAAUGACAAAGUGAAACUGCAAGUGGUAUAUAAGCCGCCAUUUAAGUUCGCGCUGCGACUCUCCAAGAAUGCCAAAGUGAAGACGCAUGUAAUUGGCGGUGCAGCGAACAAACUUAAGCGGACGACACGUACGAACGGCGCUGGGGCCAAUGGCGCCGAGAGCAAACGCAAGAGCAGCAAUCAAAAUAGCGAGGGUAGCAAGAACUCUGGCGGCGGUGGCAAUGACGAGGUUAAAUGCAAACGCAUUGCGCUGUUACUCCGCAAUAAUAACGAAGACAAUCAAAUACUAACCUUAAACGAACCGACCUAUGAGACGCUCAAUCCGAAAACCAUGCCCUCCAAAAUGGAGAAUCCAUUCUACGAGAAUCUGCUGUGCAGCACAGCGACGGGCGAAAUGCGUGCCGCCAUGACCGCCAACAAUGAAGCGGCAGCGAGCAACAGCCUCGCGGCGAACUCGGCAAACGCAAGUGUUUCCAGUAAGACUGCCAGUUCAAAUAGCGGUAAGCUGACGUCCGAUGCGCAUGCCGUCGGUGGUGCACUGCAAAAGCAACGCGCUCACAACUACAGUCGCUCCAAUUCCUUUUCGGCCAAUAAUCCAUUUACCGCCAAUCAAAAUGCACUCCAUGCGCGCAAGCUGAGCGAAAGCAGUACCGCACAUCAGCCUGUGGCGAAUACAGCCAAUUUGGGCCGCAACUUUGGUAGUACACAAAAUCUUGGCCAAAUGGCGCAAAAUCAAAAUCAUCUAGCCAAAUCAAAGAAACGCAGCAGUCUGAAUCUUAAACUCAACAGCGCCGCCAAGAAUGGUAAGGAUCCGCCUAUUGCGGCGCGGCGCAGCAAUUCCAAUAUGAAUUUACGUAGUAAUAACGCGGCCACCACGUAUCAGCCCAGUAUCUACACGAAUGAUCCGCAAAACUCCAUUGCCACCGCAACCACCAACACAACCACUUCCACACACGCCAGCAAUGCUGCUGCCACCAUAGUUACGCCCGCGCCUACGGAACGUCAGCUGCGACGGAGCUCCAGCAGUACCGCCUACCAACACCAACCAAAGUCCGCAAGCCAGAGCUCGGCUGGUCAUGCUUUCUCAGCGGUGCUGCCAGCUGCGCGCACCAGCUUCAGCAACAUACCACGUGCCAGUCUAAGUGCCGCUGCCAGCAGUAGCGUAAAUGCGAGCGCCGCCAACACCAAUGGCGGUCUGGGCAAUUUCAACCGGAUAACCGAUGGAGAUCAACUAGUCGUCGCAGGUAGUCAGUCCAGUCACAGCAGUCAAGGUAGUCAUGCAAGCCAUCCCAGCCACAGUAGCCACCAUGCACCGGUACGCCAUGAGCAUCGACGUAGUCGUAGCAACGCACAUUCCACCACAGCACCAUCACUAGCCAUCACUGCCAAUUCUAAUGCCACCGCCCCUACGGAACAACAUUUGCAACAACAGCAACAAAAGCGUUCCAAUUCUAUAACACAGCUGCAACAUAGCUAUCAUCCGCCGCCGUUGCCGUCUGUGGCGACGGCGUCCAGCCACAUUGGUCAGGCGCGUAUGGAAGGGGAGCACGAACUGCCAUCCGACUUGGAGGUAUUGUUGUCCGAUGUGGAGAAUCUAGUUAGUUAAGGGUUAAUAGUUAUAAGCAAUAGAUGUGCGCUUGAGUACUGUGGGAAGGUGGUCGAAAGUGCUUUACGCAAAGCAAUUAAACGGUAUUUAAUAGUGAUUAACGGUCAAUGAAUGUAUGUAUGUUUGUAGAAAAACUGAGCACAUUGUUUACCGAAUGUAAGUUGCUUCCAGUACAUAUAAAAUAUUAUUGUUUCUUACUUUACUUUCGCUUAUUUUACAAGUGAUGACAAAGUGUAAUCGAUAAAUUAUUUUUCUAAAAAAAUAUCGAUUUAAAAUUGUGUCAGGCGAGCAACUUUGAUUUCGUUCUGACCCGUUCUAAUAAAGACAUAUACUUAGUACUUAGCAAUUUUUAACGAUUUUCUUAAGAAUAAUUUUUUCAUAAUGUUUUAUCGAUAUCCUUUAAUUUUAACUCCUUUUUUCAUAAAAGUCUUUAGUAUGAAAACAUAGUUUCAAAUAUAAAAUCUAAAUAUUGGAGAAAAAAAACUUAAGUCGAUUAACACAUGAGUCUCAAUAUUACCGCAAGUAUUUCAAAAAUCGUUUUCGAUAACAAAAUUUGGAAAAAUAUAGUUUCAUUAAAAUUUUAAUGUUUUUAUACUAAAUAUUUAAUUUAAAAAUUCUAAAUGAAAAUUAUCGAUAGCAUUUAAAUAAAAUUAUCGAUAACAUCUAAAUAAAAAUUAAUGAUAACAAUUGUUUGUACUUUAGCGAUUUUUUAACAUUUGAAAACUCUAAAAAUUUCGAUUUAACUUUUUUGCAUUUCAUUAUAAUUUUGAAAAUCAGUUCUUAGUACUUUAUCGAUAGUUUUUAACAUUGGAACAAUAUGAAAAAUUGAUUUUAUCUUUUUAUUUUCUCCUUUAAUACCGCUCUUUCGGAAUUCUAUUCCAAUUUAUUUUAUUUUUUUCAAGUUUAUCGAUAAUUUUUUAUCCAAUUGAAACGUAGAAGCAGAUAAGAAAACUUUUAUUUUCAGUUUUCAAAACAUAUAUGAAAAAAUUUAAAAAAAAAAUGUUUAAUAUAAUUUUUUUUAAGUUUUCGAUUUUUAAUAAUUAACACAAUAAUCUCAAAAAUCUCGAAAUAUUAAACUAAUGAUAAAGAAAUAACUAAAGUGACGUCACUAUAGCAAAUUUACUCUGUACAAACUGAGAGCAACGACACUCUCUCCAAAUUUCUUUAGUCAUGACUUUUUUAUACCUAUGAAAUUUCUCCUAACGCUUUUUAACUGAAAUCUUAUACGAUUUUUUGUAAAUUUUAAAUGUAAU
Bactrocera dorsalis (oriental fruit fly) is the source of this 8952-nucleotide messenger RNA. RefSeq lists its product as uncharacterized. Gene Ontology annotation, biological process: Notch signaling pathway; membrane protein ectodomain proteolysis. The coding region runs from base 2081 to 7699 and encodes 1872 amino acids. Gene Ontology annotation, cellular component: plasma membrane. The record is from RefSeq and is a predicted model, not a curated record. NCBI's taxonomy places the organism in Eukaryota, Metazoa, Arthropoda, Insecta, Diptera, Tephritidae. The transcript has 12 exons. Gene Ontology annotation, molecular function: metalloendopeptidase activity.